Messenger RNA from Emericellopsis cladophorae, 348 nucleotides. Its product is annotated as NADH:ubiquinone oxidoreductase. Bases 1 to 348 code for a protein of 115 amino acids. Lineage: Eukaryota; Fungi; Ascomycota; Sordariomycetes; Hypocreales; Bionectriaceae. The transcript has 3 exons. The record is from RefSeq and is a predicted model, not a curated record. Gene Ontology annotation, cellular component: mitochondrion.
AUGGAUCUGGUCGCGACGGCCAAUGCGCGUAGCAACAUAGACCGCGAUCUCAACGACGUGCAGGCAGACGCAGAGCAGUCUGAAGAACUGUUCAACGAGGGGUCAUUGAUUCUCGGAGCCGCCACGCGCGAGGAGAUGCGCGAGGCCCGUCUGCCUCUCGCCUACCGCGACAGCUGCGCCAACCUCCUGAUUCCCCUCAACAAGUGCCGCCGCGAGACGUGGUACGCCCCGUGGAAGUGCAGCGAUGAGCGCCACAGCUACGAGAAGUGCCAGUACGACGAGUUCAAGAAGCGAGUGGCCAAGAUGGACGAGCUACGAGAGGCCAAGGGCGGCGAGAGGAGCAAUUGA